This is a messenger RNA of Alternaria alternata, 1056 nucleotides long. RefSeq lists its product as hypothetical. Lineage: Eukaryota; Fungi; Ascomycota; Dothideomycetes; Pleosporales; Pleosporaceae. The record is from RefSeq and is a predicted model, not a curated record. The coding region runs from base 1 to 1056 and encodes 351 amino acids. The transcript has 2 exons.
AUGGCUAUCUUCACCAUCAUCGUUCUGGUCCUCCAGCGGCACAAGAAGUGGGUCUCUUCUUCAAAUCCGAGAAGCAUAGCAGCGCUAGCCGCUGCUGUCUGGGGCACUGAAAUUAGAUCAAACUUAAAGACGUUGAGCACUGCAACACAUGAAAACCAGAUGAAACAAUUACUGGAAGGAUCUAGGUACAAAUUCGUUUCAGAGACUCGGAAUGAUGGUUCGACACGCGUUUGCCUCGUGAGCAUCCAGAAAGGCUUUCAAAACUCGACACGAAAGAAUCAACAGUCCCUAUAUCCUGCGCUACAGAAUGAAAGCCACAUUGUUCCAGUUAAUGCGAGACGCCGAUUCUCAUCUAUCGCGUUCCUUCUUCUCUUGAUAGGUCUGACCGCAGUCAUUCUCACUUACCACCACACAAGUGGAGACACUGGCUUCGAAAACUUCAUGAGCGGACAAGGUUUUGGCGUGCAGUUCUUGCUUACGGGAGUCGGUGUCAUUAUUAGUUUCUAUUGGCGUUUCGUGUUCCAAGAUAUUGCACUGCUUGUUCCCUAUAGUAGGCUUGCAAAAGGAAACGCCACAGCCCGCGAGUCUGUACUACUUAGUCCACCGUCACAUCCGGUACUCAGUAUCGCCACUGCAGUCUCUGCGCGCCACUUGGUAUAUUUUGUUAUAACAAUCGUAGCUCUUCUUUCCGAGAUACUCCCGAUAACACUCGCAACGAUACCCUUCGACAGCGGAACGCUCUACAUGGCAUACAUUGUUUCCCACUGGACCAGUGUAGCCAUUUUGGCAAUCAUGAUGAUUGCAUCCAUCAUGCUAUGCUUCUAUAUAGAGCCGGUCUUGCCGAUCAAGCCUGAUUCCAUCGCCUCUACUCUCAUUUAUUUGGCCGAUUCUACUUUAUCAGACACAUUUGCGGAAAUUUGUGGAAAUGAAGAUGUAUCGUUCGACAAGCGGGUUGAGGCACUUGGUUUAAGGUAUGCGCUGCGGCCCUCUAGGCAGGCAGGAGGUGUUUUCACUGUAGAUGUGGACGAUGCACUACAAUACGCGCCAAGGUCGUAA